GCGAGUCGCUCAUCUCGCCAUCUAUGCAUUGCCUGCCCCCCACUCGUUUCGUGCACUUUCUUCCUCGCUUUCAGGCUCGCACGGGCCAAACAAGAAGUCAACACUGACUGCAGCAUCUAAGUACACACACAGAGACAGGGAAAAUGACGACCAUUACAUCACGAGUGGCAGUCACGAAUGCAGUUCAUUGACGAGUUGCGCCGAGCCGAAGCACCGAGCGUCCUCAUCGAGUGAAGCUUUCGCCUGCCCUGCCGAGAGACGCUCUCGCACCAUGGCCGACGACGACCUCAACGAGCUCGUGGUCAACAACAUGCUGAAGAACCGCAAGUACAACCCCGAGGUGUCGGACGCGUUCAGCUUCAAGCGUCCGCCCGACUGUCCCGUCUACACGCCGACGGCCGAGGAGUUCGAAAACCCCUUCGAGUACAUCGCCAAAAUCAGAGACGAGGCCGUGCACACGGGCAUCUGCAAGAUCCGCCCGCCCAAGGGUUGGGAGCCCCCAUUUUGUGUGGAUGUGGACAACUUCAAGUUCACGCCCAGGGUGCAGCAACUCAACGAACUGGAGGCCAAGACCAGAAUCCGGCUCAAUUUCAUUGAGCAGAUCGGCAAGUUUUGGAACUUGCAGGGCACUCCGUGCACCAUUCCCAUGAUCGACAAACACGCCGUCGACUACUUCACCCUUUACCAAGAGGUCCAGGCAGCAGGUGGUUUGUCUCAAAUCAAGAACAAGCAGUGGCUGGAAAUCUGCAAGGCGUUGGGUUUUGCGCCGAAGAAGUCAAUUGCCAUUAUUUUGAAGGACUACUACGAAAAGUAUCUGCACCCGUUCGACCUCUUCAAAAAGAGCAACAACGGAAAUGCAAAGCAGGAACAUAAGCCUGCAAAAAGAGGAAGGCCAAGUAAGAAGAAUGGAAUGCACGGGAACUAUUCGUUGCCAAACAGCAAGGCCAGUUCGCCGCCCAGUUCUCCGGAAAAGGAGCCCGUGGUUGAGGAGGCCGAGCUCGAGGAUUAUGAACGUUUCCAGUACAUUGGUGGCUGUCACAAGAUGGCAGGUUUUCGCACCAGGAAAAAGGAGCCAGAAGCAGCCAAAAAGCCCAGGGGAAGAAAGUCAAAGUUCAACAUAGACCCCCUGGCCAAGUACGUUUGCAAGAAGUGCAGCCGUGGAGAUAAAGAGGACAAGAUGCUCCUGUGCGACGGCUGCGACGACAGCUACCACACCUUCUGCCUGGUGCCUCCGUUGGCAGAAAUACCCGAAGGAGACUGGAGGUGUCCGAUUUGCGUGGACAAGGAGGUGUCGAAGCCUUUCGAGGCUUUCGGAUUCGAGCAGGCCAAGCGCGAGUACUCGUUGUACGAGUUUGGCAAGAUGGCCGACGAAUUUAAAUGCCAGUACUUCAACAUGCCAGUUCAUACGGUGCCUUUGGACCUGGUUGAGCGUGAGUAUUGGAGGAUCGUAGGCACCAUUGACGAAGACGUCACAGUCGAGUACGGAGCUGAUUUGCACACCCUUGACCACGGUUCGGGCUUCCCCACUCAUAAAUCUCACAACCUGUCCAGCCCGGAAAUGCCCUAUGUUCGGAGUGGGUGGAACUUAAACAACCUGCCCGUCCUCAGUGACUGCAUUCUGUCCCACAUUGACGCAGAUAUUUCGGGAAUGAAGGUGCCCUGGAUGUAUGUGGGCAUGUGCUUCUCCACCUUCUGCUGGCACAAUGAAGACCACUGGUCCUACUCCAUCAACUACCUCCACUGGGGUGAACCCAAAACUUGGUAUGGUGUGCCUGGUGCCGCUGCGCCUGAAUUUGAAGAUGCAAUGCGAAGCAAAGCUCCUGAACUUUUCGAGAAUCAGACUGAUCUUCUCCACCAACUUGUCACCAUUAUGAAUCCCAAUCUGCUCAUGGAGAGAGGGGUGCCUGUUUUCCGCACUGACCAACAAGCUGGCGAGUUCGUCAUCACAUUCCCAAGGUCAUACCAUGCAGGCUUUAACCAGGGUUACAACUUUGCCGAGGCGGUCAACUUUGCCCCGCCUGAUUGGCUCACAAUGGGUCGAGAAUGCAUAGACCACUAUGCUGAGCAGCGCCGCUACUGUGUCUUUUCACAUGACGAGCUGGUCUGCAAAAUGGCUUCAAAAGUCAGCAGGAUGUCGGUGCCCAUGGCGCUGGCCGUUUGCAAGGACAUGAACGAAAUGGUCCGGCUGGAGGUGGCUCUCAGGAAGGAAGUUGCUGCCCAUGGCAUCAAAAGCAAAGGGCAUGUUCCUUUUGAGACCCUGACCGACGACGAGAGGCAGUGUGACUUUUGCCAGACGACUCUGUUUCUCUCUGCUGUCGCUUGCAAGUGUAAUGAUAAGAAAAUGGCCUGUCUGCGGCACUUCAAGAACAUGUGCAAGUGCGACGGCGGAAAGAAAACUUUGCUUUACCGCUACUUGGAAUCUGAGCUGACGACCAAUCUCAAGGAAAUCAAGCGUUCCUUAGAGGAAUACAUGAUCUGGUUCAAGAAUGUCCAGGAAAUUGUAUUUUUAGAAAAAUCUGACAAGCCAGAAUUGUCUGAGCUUGUAGAACUAGAUCAAGAAGGCCGAAAAAGGAAAUACCCUCAGAAUUCGGCCUAUCUAGCAUUUAAAGAGGCCAUUAAGGAAGGAGAAACUACGAUUAAUUUAUGUGACCAGCUCAUAGCUCGAAGAGAUGCCCAAGGGCUUGGUGAUUUUCCCUCAGAGGAUAAGCUGCAGGAGAAUGAGCUGAAGGAGCUGGCUUCCAAGGUUUCUUUCUUGUGCUGCAAAGUGGCACACAGCUACAUUCUAGAAGACACCCUUGCCGAGGUUGAAAAGUUCCACGCAGCUGCAGAGAAAAUUAUGCAGUCUGAAGAAGACAUACCGACCAAAGAGUUGCUUGCCAUUGUCAAAAGGGGCAAAACCAUGGUUGUCUGGCUCCCUGAAAUGCCUCAGUUAGAACAAAAACUGAAACAAGCACAGUGGCUGGACCGUGUAAGGAGUCUGGAAAGCUGCAGUCCCCCUAGCACAGAGAAAGAAGUGCGAGAACUUCUGGAGGAGGUUGAGCUCCUCCUUCCUACACCAGCUGUUGAAAAUUCUAUAGGGCUGUUGAAACUACUCUUGGACAGAGUAACUUCCUGGAACAGAGCGGCUAAAACAGGACUUAAUAAUAAGCCGACAAUAAAGAAACUCGAGAAGCUAGUCAGCGAGGCAGAAAGUAUUCCAGUCCACUUGCCUGACCUUUCGUCAGUGAAAGACCUUGUGAAGAAAGGCCGCGAUUGGAUGAACAAGUACCGAACCAUGAAAUCCACCGAACACCCCUAUCUAGAGCAGAUGGACAUUCUGGUCAACAUUGGCCGAAACUUGCAGGUCCACCUGGACCCUCUUGGUGCCCUCGAGGACGAGUCGAUAAAGGCCCGAGGCUGGCUCGAGAAGGCCAGUCGCAUUUUCCUCAAGAAAAACUCUCAGCUCAAGCUGAUUGAGGCGUUGAACCCAAGGAAAAUCGUCGGCAUCCAGAGCAACAAGGGCAAGAGGAAAAAACUAGACUCAUUUACUGAGAAAAGUUUGGACGAACCUCCUCUCGACAAUGAAACCAUUUUUGCAAACUUCCUGCAAGCUAAGCAGAGGGAAGUCCAACUGAUGAUAACUCUGCGAGAGAAGAACCUGCUGAAGCGGACUGCUGAGGGCGGCGACGCCAAAUUCUGCAUUUGCAACAAACCUUGUGCUGGGAACAUGCUCGACUGCGAACUGUGCAAGGAACUCUACCAUCCUAAGUGCCUGUUGAACAGCAAGCUGACUGGCAAAGGCAGGUCAGCGAUUCUGCAGCAGCCAGGCGAGAGUCAAACCAAGUACCUCUGUCCCACCUGUCUCCGGACGCGGCGUCCGCGCAUUGAGACUGUCCUGCCGCUGCUGGUCGACCUGACCAAGCUGCCGGCGCGCCUGCACGAGGGUGAGACCCUGCAGUGCCUGACUGAAAACGCCAUUCACUGGCAGGAGAAGGCCAAGGCGGCGCUGGCCAACGAGGAGGUUGCCUCCGCCCUUGCCAAGUUGUCGGUCAUGAACCAGCGGGUCUUGGAGGCCGAGGCUCGACGCAAGACAGAGCGCAUCAUAAGCAGUGAACUGAAGAAGGCGGCCAACAACCCGGAGCUGCAGAACCAGCUGCCUUUGAUGCCACCGAUGGCCAAUGUUGACGAUAUGCCAGGAACAGAUAUUACUAACAAUAUGCCUAAAGAGGAAUAUGAUCUAGAUUGCGAUUUAGAAAAGAUGAAAGGCUCCAACAACUCCGACCACGCCUAUUCAUCAAUGAAUAUUGCUCGACUGAAGCACAGCAGGAAAUCUCCUCUGGUGCCGCGCCACCCACCAACAACCCUUCACCUUCAGGAGAGCACUCGCUUCAUGCUGGAGUCCCUGAUGAUGGAGGGAGACCUGCUUGAAGUGUCUCUCGACGAAACCCACCACAUCUGGCGCAUUCUGCACGCCAGCAACCCUGUUCAGAAGCAGAAUUUUGAAAAAAAUAAUCCGGACUUGGCUGAGAGCAAGCAGAAUUUGCAACCGCUGGAUCUGUUGGAGAAACCAAAACCAAAGCCCAGAAAGCCGAGGGAACCAGGCGUCAAGAAUAAGCUGAGGGUUGUCCUCGGAGCAAACAAGGAAAAGCUGCCGAGGAAGCCAAUGGUUGGAAGAAAGGGUAAGAGAAAGGUUGAUGGUGAAGAGGAUGAUGUGAAGCCAGUAAAGAAGUGGAGGAAGAUGAAAGCGAAAGAUGUUUCGGCUAGCGAGUCUGAGGAGGCAGACGCUGAGGAACGCUGCAAUUCCGACACCUGCGUUCGGCCGAGUGGGGAUGAAGUUAAUUGGGUACAGUGCGACGGCUGCUCCGAGUGGUUCCAUCUGAUCUGCGAAGGACUCAGCAAGGCAGACGUCAACUCGACAGACGAAUACAUCUGCAGGUCUUGCCAUAAGUUGUCCUUGGCCAUCGACGCAGACCCCAAAUUGGAGCCCAAAGAGGAGGAGGAGGAAACUACCACAACCAAAGUUGAGUGGACAGAUCUGGGAGUGUGAAUACAGUAUUUCGGUGGAAGAAAUUUCUCAACGCGUUCACCUUUCCGUAAUUUCAUCCGUUCAUUGCCACUCAAAGAAAUAUUAUGUGACAGUUGCGUUAUCUAAAUGAUAUGGAAGUAUUUAUUUGGAAACUUCAGGGAAGUAGCUGAUUAACUUUGACUAAGCCAAUUCACCCGCACUUGAUUGUACAUGCCACCAGCUAUCAUUCCCGCGCAGCAUUCUUGUGUGUAGUGUCCGAAUAAUUUCAUUUAGGAAUUCUUAAAGUGUAAUAAACGAAGCCUGUUUUUAUGUCAAUAAUUAGUGCUUCUGAUGUUUUCAUUUGUAAUUGGUGAAAGAGAUUUAAAAUUAUUCAUACUUAGAGGGAGAAAUUGUUAAGUGUCAGGCAGACUAAAUUUUCUUGAAUGUUGGAUUGUGCAUGUACAAACACAUCCACCAGUAAUCACCAUCUUAAUUAAACUGAUAAGCUUUGAAAGCGACCUGGCGGUCACAAUAUAGGCGCGUUUUGAUCUCCUUUGAUUUUAGUACAACUCUGUGUAAGCUUUUAUAUUAUUGUGACACAACAGCCGCCUGCUUCUUUUCCUCAUUCAAUUUGCAUUGACAUCAGCAAACGACGCCUGAUUUUUCACUAUUAUAUUUUCAAGUUUAUCUUAUCGAGUGCGUGUGACACGUUUUCUUUGUAAAUAUUCUGAAUAGAUCCAUUAUUCAAAUCCGACUAUAAAAUCAAGAGUUUUAUUAACUGCGCGCAGAACUAGAGAGAUAAAUAUAAUUUGCUUUGCCUAUCUAAAACUUGCUUUAAGAGCAAUCGAGAGACGAUGUUGUUUUAAAUUGGAUACUAACUGUCACUCUGAAUGAAAAAGUGUGUACAUAUGACUUUUUGUCACGUUUCAUUAUUUGAACUCUACUUACUAUUUAGACAAGUAAAAUUAUCAUCAUGCAUCAUGAAA
Molecule: messenger RNA, 5970 nt
Organism: Neocloeon triangulifer
Lineage: Eukaryota; Metazoa; Arthropoda; Insecta; Ephemeroptera; Baetidae
Gene: Kdm5
Product: lysine-specific demethylase 5A
Exons: 24
Coding region: 272-5026 (1584 amino acids)
Biological process (GO): chromatin remodeling
Cellular component (GO): nucleus
Molecular function (GO): histone demethylase activity; DNA binding
Source: RefSeq, a predicted model, not a curated record